Messenger RNA from Benincasa hispida (wax gourd), 1346 nucleotides. Its product is annotated as peroxidase 41-like. Gene Ontology annotation, biological process: hydrogen peroxide catabolic process; response to oxidative stress. Lineage: Eukaryota; Viridiplantae; Streptophyta; Magnoliopsida; Cucurbitales; Cucurbitaceae. Gene Ontology annotation, molecular function: heme binding; peroxidase activity. The record is from RefSeq and is a predicted model, not a curated record.
UUUGAUGGAGAUCCCAAAAUUUCUUAUUUGAUUAAAUUAGGAAGGUUGGUUUUUUAGUUUUUGAGUUUUAUUGCUUCCUUCCUCUUCUUAUUCUUCAUUGCCCUCCAUUGGAAGAGGCUUCCCCAUAGAGGAAUAGAUAAGGAGGAAGCAUAAGUAUUCCUCUUACUUUUCCCCUCUACACAUCAUGGCUUUCCCUUUCCCUUUAACCUUCCUCAUUACCAUCAUCUUCUCCUUUUCCCUUCCCUUCCCCUCUCUUGUUCAAUCCAAACUCACCGUUGGUUAUUACCAGAAAACCUGUCCCGACUUCGAGAAGAUCAUUCGAGAAACCGUCACUAAUAAGCAAAUCACCAGCCCUGUCACCGCCGCUGGAACCCUCCGACUCUUCUUCCAUGACUGCAUGGUCGAUGGUUGUGAUGCCUCCGUCCUCAUUUCCUCCAACUCAUUCAACCAAGCCGAGCGUGAGGCUGAAAUCAACCACUCCCUCUCUGGAGAUGCCUUCGACGUCGUCGUCCAUGCCAAGACCAACCUCGAACUCUCCUGCCCUGGCAUUGUCUCUUGUUCCGACAUCUUGGCACAGGCGACUCGAGAUCUAGUGGUGAUGGUAGGAGGACCAUUCUACAACGUCCGAUUGGGGAGAAAAGAUGGAAUGAUAUCAAAAGUAGAUAACGUGGAAGGGAAUCUCCCGAGAGUGAACUUUACGAUGGACAGACUCAUUGAGUACUUUACUGAAAGAGGCUUCACCAUCCAAGAACUGGUUGCCCUCUCCGGCGGCCACACCAUCGGCUUCUCCCAUUGCAAGGAAUUCUCCGAUCGCCUCUUCCAUUACAGCGCCACGACACCUACUGACCCAGACAUUUACCCCAAGUUCGCCGAAAAGCUCAAGUCCAUGUGUGCCAAUUACCAAACUGACACUGCCAUGUCAGCUUUCAAUGACGUCAUGACACCUGGCAAAUUCGACAACAUGUUCUUCCAAAAUCUUCCACGUGGCCUUGGCCUACUCGCCACUGACAACGCCCUCGUUAAGGAUCCUAGGACCAAGCCAUUUGUCGAACUUUACGCCGUUAAUCAAACGGCGUUUUUUAACGACUUUGCUCAUGCUAUGGAGAAGCUCAGUGUUUUCGGCGUUAAGACAGGAAGGAAAGGGGAGGUUCGACGAAGGUGUGACCUCUUUAAUUCCAUUCAGACAUGAGACAUCGUUUCUUCUUUCUUUUUCUCUUUCGUUUUUUCUCUUUUUUUUUUCUUUUUUUUUUUCGUUUCUUACCAAAAAUAAACAAAUCAAGAAGAAAGAAGGAAAGGAAAAGGAUUGAUGCUCAUAUGCAAAUCAAUGUUGUUCUCUAGGAAGAAGA